Messenger RNA from Puntigrus tetrazona (Sumatra barb), 2002 nucleotides. It is a transcript of the gene hs3st1l2, whose product is annotated as heparan sulfate (glucosamine) 3-O-sulfotransferase 1-like 2. The coding region runs from base 440 to 1351 and encodes 303 amino acids. The record is from RefSeq and is a predicted model, not a curated record. Lineage: Eukaryota; Metazoa; Chordata; Actinopteri; Cypriniformes; Cyprinidae. The transcript is spliced from 2 exons. Gene Ontology annotation, molecular function: [heparan sulfate]-glucosamine 3-sulfotransferase activity.
AUCUCUGUUGUUCAUUCACUCAUACACACACUCCAAUCCAUCCACACGUAUUUGACAGACACACACAGCAUGUAGGCACUUUCUAAUUCAUUCACCUCCCUCGCUCACACACUCACAGUUUCUUUUUACAACCUUGAGUCGUAUUUUCACUCCUCUCCUGCCUAGAGAGUCUUGAGAAGCAGCUACGCCACCUUAACUUUAAAACCGCCGUCACAGAAAACAGGAGAGAGAAGAGACAGCAAGAACAGAAUAAAACAAAUUCAUUGAAGUGCUCAGAAGGAUGGAAUAAAGAAGCAUGAAAGUCACAAAAACCUCAGAACGAACCACUUUAUGAGAGGAACUGACUGAAGGAGACAAAGCUCAGAAAUUGACACGAAAUCAGUUCCAGCUGUACGUGUGUUUGUUUGUGUGCCGCCCUUGACCUGACUGGACUGACGCCAUGUUUUGGACGCUCCUCCUGGCUUUGAUCCUACUGCUGUUGCUCCAGGCACAGCUGCUUGUUUGUCUACACGAGCUCCGAGCCUCUCUGACCUCAGUGACUUCGGCGACCCCAUCUGUUACUUCCAAUGCUUCGGCUUUGCAACGCCUGCCAGGAGCCAUAAUCAUCGGGGUGCGCAAAGGAGGCACCAGGGCCCUCCUAGAGAUGCUCAACCUCCAUCCAGAUGUGGAAGUAGCCAAGAACGAGAUCCACUACUUCAACCUGGAUGAAAACUUUCGGAAGGGUCUGGACUGGUAUCGCGCCCAGAUGCCCGUCACUCUCCCCGGGCAGCUGACGGUGGAAAAGACCCCUGGCUACUUCACAGCGCCACUGGCCCCAAAGAGGAUAUGGGCCACCAAUCCAGCUGUGAAACUGCUGCUGAUCAUCCGUGACCCUGCAGAGAGACUCGUAUCAGACUACACACAAGUCCUCCAUAACCGCAUCCAGCAAAACAAGCCAUACCAACCACUCGAAGAGCUGCUGCUGUCUCAAGGACACAUCAACCCCAAAUACAAGGCCCUCCAGAGAAGCUUUUACUACCAGCACCUUGCCAGAUGGUUGGAGCUUUUUCCCAGAGAGCAGAUGCACAUUGUGGAUGGAGAAGCACUUAUUAGGAACCCAUUCCCUGAGCUGCAGAAGGCGGAGACGUUUUUGGAACUUCCACCUCGGAUAAAGCCAGACAACUUCUACUUUAACGUCACUAAGGGCUUUUAUUGUAUGCUUUCUGCAGGACACGACAAGUGCCUGGAUGAAUCUAAAGGAAGACCCCAUGCACCGCUUAGCAACGAAGCUUUCCAGAAGCUUUGCCGCUACCUGCGAGUUCCCAAUCAAAUCUUUUUCAGAAUGGUGGGACAGAGGUUUGAAUGGUGCUAAAGACAGACAGGAAAAUGAUUGACAGCUCUUAUAGAGACUGAGAAUGGGAUUUAAACUACUGCCGGGAACCCAUUUUGUGAAAAUGUUCUAAUAUUGACAAAGGAAUAUGGCAGCAACCAGUUUGCAGGAGGGCUAAGCAAAGAGACUAGCACCAAAAAUAGUUCUGAACACUGAUACACCUACAGUUUGUCUUCUGUGGAAAAUAGAAUAGAUCUGCAGGACUUCAUAUGCUUUAAAAAAAAAAACAGAAAAGAAACACUUCUAACUCUAAAAGGCUCAUUUCAAACAGACUGCUGAUUCGGAGGAAAUGACAUUGAAAAGAUUGGAAACGUCCAAGUACUGAAAACGUGAAAACUCCAACAAUUGCAUAUAAUAAGAAAAAUAAAAAAUAAAAUGUUACUUCCCGUGGUACUUGAAGCAUUUAACAAAAAUAUUGCUUUGCCAGCUGUAAUUAUUGUAGUCUAAUCAUUUAAUUCAUGUUUAAUAUACUAAUUUGUACUUGAAUAUUUUAUUUUCGUUUUUGAAUAGAAAUGUCUAUUUUUUAAAUUAAUUGGUUCUUUAAAUUAAUAAGAUAUUUCAUAAUGUCUUAAGUUAAUGCACUAUAAAACUUCUGUUUUCUAUUUAAUAAAUAUAUGUACAUAAGACAUCUCA